AUGCCUUAUUCUUGUACUAACUGUAAUAAAAUAUGUGUAACUCGAAGUGAAUUGAUGGUACAUUCCGGAAAAUGUGGAGGUAAACUUCUACAGUGUGGUUCAAGUUAUUCGGUCAAAAGUGAGGUUAGUGUUACUAAAAAUGAUCGUACGUUUGAUGAAAAAAAUCCAGCUACUGGCGUAAUCUCUAUGCCACAUAAUACAUUGAUGUGUAAACCUUCAACUAGUCGCCUAAACUCAACAUAUGAACCCCAGGACUCUUUCGAAGAAGAUUCCCAUGACUCAGAUGCAGACCCGCAAUGGACUCCUGUCCUUAAAGACGACUCCAGGAAACGAAAGCUAUUUAGUCUAGUACUAUCAAAGGGGAAAAAGACAAGAUCGGAAAGUGAUACUGAAGAUGAAGGUAUGUUGGAUAAUGAACUUGAUAUACGUAGCAGACCACUAAUAGUUUCCGAAAGCAACAUAUCAUUGGAACCAUCUCUUACUUCUACUUCCUCUAAACCAAAAAGAAAGAAAGGUGUUAGAGCGCGUGAACAAGAAAAAAAUAAAAGAGAUCACGGUUUGGCCUACAAAAAUAGAAAAGGCCAAGUUAAAGGUCCCAUCGAGUUCAAGCCUAUUGAGAGAUGUUGUCAGAGGAAAAAAUGUUUCGAGAUAGUAACACCAGAAAUACAAAAUCAAAUAUUUAAAAAUAUUUAUUCUUUGCCAAUGAAAGUAAGAGAUCAAACGCUGUGUGAAAGAAUGGAAAUUUCAAAUACAAAGUAUAGUGCAAAAGGUAGAGGUAAGAGUGAUCUAACUCACGACCGGCUUGUGACUGUCAGUUAUAGUAUUAUUGUUGAAAAUAAGAAACACAAUGUUUGCAAAUUAAUGUUCAUGAGUGCGUAUGGCGUAACCAGAGGGAAAUUGGACAUAUUAAUAGAAAAGAAAAGGGCCUCUUCCUAUGGUGUUAUUGAUGUUGAUAUGAGGGGUAAGCAAACACCACCCAAUAAAACAAGUGAUGAAGAGAUAAAUUUAAUUUUACAGUUCAUAGACAAAUACCCAAGACACGAAAGUCAUUACGCUAGGCGAGAUAACUCAUCAGAAAAGAUAUUUUUGCCUAGCCACUUAAGUAUUAAAAUAAUGUACAAAGAGUACUUACAAUGGAGAGAAGAAAAUGGUUUCGAAAAAUCGGUUGGCUACGACACAUUUAAAAAAUUUUUUAAAACAAAGGGCUAUAAGUUUAAAGAGCCAUUGAUUGACACGUGCAAGACUUGCGAUGAGUUUAAUGUAUUUAAAAGACAUGCUACUAGUAAAGCUGACCGUGAUGAAAUCGAUAAAAAUCAUAAUGUUCACGUUCUAGAGGCACAAGAGGGUUAUGACCGUAAACGUGAAGAUAAAGGAAAUGCAAAGAACACUGAUUACCAAAGAGUUUUGGUUUUUGACUUACAACAAAUUUUGCCUGUGCCAUACCUCACAACCAAUAUUGCAUAUUACAAAAGACUAUUAACUAUGUACAACCUAACCAUCCGUGAUUGUUCACAAGAGAAAGAAUCGUCAGACUGUUGUAUGUGGAGUGAGCUUCAAGGAGGGAGAGGAUCAGAUCAGAUUGCCUCUUGUAUUUUAAAAAAGCUUCUUCAGCUACCAACAAGUGUAGAGCAGGUAGUUACGUACUCAGAUACAUGUGGGGGCCAGAACAGAAACAUUAAUAUGGCAGUUAUGUUUAUGUAUGCUCUGGCAAAAAACGAGAAUCUGAAGGUCAUUGAUCAAAAGUUUCUCCUACCAGGUCACACACGUCUAGAAUGUGACAGUGACCAUGCCCGUAUUGAGCGGGCAAAAAAAAGACUUGGGUCAUCAGGAUCUUCCAAAAGUGGGGGAGAAACAUAUAGGAUUAUGGUUCCUCGUGAUUGGUGUCAGUUUGUAAGAGCUAUCCCUGGGAAAAAAAGCUUUAAUGUGAUUGAGAUGAACUUACCAGAUUUUAAAGCGUUUUCAUCUCUUUUAGUUAAGAAUAAUAUUUUAGUUCAUCGCAAUCAAGAUACUGAGAAAAAGCCAGUCGAGUGGCUAAAAAUAAAAUGGCUAAGAUACACUAAGGAUUUUGGAGUCAUUCAUUUCAAAUAUGAUCUGAAUCCAUUUUCUCCAUUUCGAACCCUAAAUAUUAUUCGCGACAGAAAAGGCCGCAAAAUCUCUGCUAAGAAUCUUGAAGUUGGUAACUCAUAUGGGAGUACCAUUGGGAUAAAUCCUUUGAAAAAGAAGGACCUGUUAUCAAUACUAAGUUUAAUAGAUACAGAGUUCCAUAACUUCUACAAGAAGCUCCCGACAACAUCAGCAGCUCAGGAGUUCGAUGAGCUGAGCGACACCCAGGAAGACUCCGAUUCUGAAACCUAG
Molecule: messenger RNA, 2355 nt
Organism: Psylliodes chrysocephalus
Lineage: Eukaryota; Metazoa; Arthropoda; Insecta; Coleoptera; Chrysomelidae
Source: the annotation of a GenBank genome assembly